Messenger RNA from Fusarium coffeatum, 687 nucleotides. RefSeq lists its product as uncharacterized. The coding region runs from base 1 to 687 and encodes 228 amino acids. Gene Ontology annotation, biological process: cytoplasmic translation. The record is from RefSeq and is a predicted model, not a curated record. Gene Ontology annotation, molecular function: protein binding. The transcript is spliced from 2 exons. Lineage: Eukaryota; Fungi; Ascomycota; Sordariomycetes; Hypocreales; Nectriaceae.
AUGGGACGAGAAGAUCAAGUUGAAGAGCGCGAGGUGCUCGAGUCAAUUUUCCCAGAAGAAAUUACAGAUAUUUCUGAAACCGAGUUUAGAGUAUCAGUCGCACUAGAUAUUCCCGAUGAAGAAGACCAAGAUCCUCCUACUAUGCUUCUCCAAGUGAAGUAUCCAGAAGAAUACCCCGAAAAGCCGCCUCAUCUCGAUAUUCUCGCUCCUCCCAAUGCCACCCCUCACGAACAUUUCAGCGUUUCCGACGAUCGCGACCAGCUUCUCGCCAGUCUAGAUGAGACUAUCCAAGAAAACCUCGGCAUGGCUAUGGUCUUUGCGAUUGUUUCCACACUAAAGGAUAAUGCCGAGCAGCUCGUCCAGGAGCGCAAAGAUGCCAUUACAAAGGCUCACGAAGAGGCUGCUCUCGCCGCAGAGGCUGAGGAAAAUAAGAAGUUCCACGGUACUCGGGUGACUCCCGAGACUUUCCUCAAGUGGCGCGAGGGUUUCAUAAAGGAGAUGGAGGAGAAGAGACAGCAGGAGGAAGAUGACCGUUUGGCUGAGCUGAAGAAGGCAAAGGUCAAGGAGCCUACUCGCUUGUCAGGCAGACAGCUUUGGGAGAGGGGUCUUGCUGGUAAGGGCGAUGACGAUGAGGAGGAUGACAUGCCUGUGGAGGGUGUUGAGAAGCUCAAGGUCGAGGCCGCAUAG